GGUUCCCGGAGACAUCAGACCUACUGAAUUAUAAAAUAUUUCACAGUUGUGAGGACAGAGGAACAGUUUAAAACCGACAGAAUGCAUUUAACUCCUUUUUCUACGCGCUGGUUUGGCUAUCAAGGUGUAACUCUUCUGUCAAGUUAAGACCAAAGACGGCAGCCACCCAGUUCUUGCUCUUCAAGAAAAACCUGCUGUGUUUGCUGGUCCUUCACAUUUAGUCUGUCAGGUGCACUUACGUGACUUGGAUUUUUUUCUACAUAAGACGUAAUCCUCCCAGCGUUCCUCAUUUUAUUAAGUUGCUGUUCUAGUCUCAAACAGGCUAAACUUCUUUGGGUUUGCGUUGUUGAAGUAUGGCUGAACCUGCUGAAUUGCUGCUUAUUAAGGACCAGUAUAAGUUGGCGUUUCAUGCUCUGAGUCGUGGAUUGGCAGCUGAAGAGGCUGACAAAAGAUCAGAGGCCCUGGUGUAUUACAGGAAGGGUCAGCAGCAUCUUACUCAGGGACUGGAAAUUCCCACCGGGGGAGAGAGGCACCAAGGAGUGGUCUGGGACAGAGCCAGGCAGCUUCAGCAGAGGAUGGGGGACACUCUGAGGAACCUCAGUGUCCAUCUUUCUAACCUGGAAAUAUCCCAGCAGACAACAGGAGAGCAGAGGUACUUACUGUUGAAGGAUCUUCCUCCUAAUUUUUAUCCAGACUUGGCAAGAAACAGUCUGCCCUCCCGUAACUCUCUCCACCAUCUGUACCCCAUCAUUCCUGCUGCCACCCAGAACACAACCCCAACCCCCAACACGGCCCCUGUCAGACCUGCUCCCCCUGCUGUUCCACACACACGCUUACUCGCUGCAGCAGGACAGGGUAUUGUAGCCAUGGACAACCCAGGGGACCAGCCUCCAGCAUACACACCAAAGCCCACAGAUGGGCACCGCAGCCUGGCUUAUAGUCCUUCUGGAGGCGGCCUUGGAUCAGGAAAGCCAAGUGGAGCAGCAGCAGCUGGAGGAGAUGGAAGUGAACUGCUUUGUAUCCCUUCUGGGGUGCAGCUGUUUUUUGUGGAACCCAAUGGACAGGUCAGCUCUCUGUCUUAUCCAGGCUACCUCCGCAUCAUUGCGGUCAACAACCAGAACAGGGCUUCUGCUGCUGGGAAUUUCUCUGUGUUUUUACAAGUGUGUGACCGCCUAUAUCAGCUGACAACAGACACUCCAGUGCUGCUUGCUAACUCUGGGAUCUUCAUGUUUCCUGACUCACUGGCAGAGACACCAGGGUCCUAUGUGGGCAUAGUGCUCUCCUCUGAACUGCCUGUUACUGACCGUGAGAUAUUUCAGGACCUCCUAUCCCAGCUGACGCAAUUCAGGGUCCAAGGCACAGAAGGAGCAGAAGUCAUCAACUUGAGUACAAAAGUACCCUUUGGUUCCCUGAAUGAGAAAGAAAAACCACCUCUCCCUGGAUGGAGUGAGAAAAUGUCUCAAGGAAUCUUAUCAGGAGCAACGCAAUUAAGUCAGUCAUUUGCAAAAGGAGCCGAGGCCACUGGGAUAGCCAUUCAAAAAGGAGCAGCCAAGAUCCGGGACCGCAUCACACCUGAGGAAACUCCAUCAGAGGUCAGCCCGCGUGUCACCAAAGGUCUGAACAUGGCUAAACAGACCACUGGCGGUGCUGUUCGAGUCAGCCAGUUUUUAGUGAAUGGUGUGAGUACAGUGGCAGGACAUAUAGCAGAUAAGGUGGCACCCCAUGUGAAGAAACAUGGUGCUAAGCUGGUCCCAGAGUCUUUGAAAAAGAGCCAAGAUGGCCGUGCCUCUAACCUUGAUGGAGCUAAGUUUGUAGCAGCCAGCAGCGUACAGGGUUUUUCUGCCAUUUGGUCGAGUCUGGAAACUGGAGCAAAGCAUGUUUGCAAAAGUGUUGCAACUGAGACAGUCACAACAGUGAAGUACAAGUAUGGUGAAGAUGCAGGCCAAGCCACAGACACUGGUCUCCAGUCAGUGGCCAAUAUUGGUUUGACUGCAUACAACAUUGACAAUCUGGGCAUCAAAGGCCUCCUGAAAACUACUGGCAAGCAGACAGCCAAGGCUAUGGCUGGUAGCCAAAAUGGACAGGCAGCAGAAACUGAAGGGAAGGAGGUGCAGAAAGAACAACAUGCACACAGUGUUGAGAAGAAGGAGCUAAAGAAAGAGACGGAAAAGAAGAAAUAAUUUUUUUUUUUUUUUUGCAGGAUGCUAAUGUUUCUAGUCAUUCACUGUCAACUUAGUAACUCACCUAAUUUAUAUAUUAAAAUAUUUAUUAUCAAAGAUGGAUGUAAAACUAUCGGAAAUCAGUUUAAGUGCACUUUUCUUAUCCUGUUUUCAAAUUAUUGGUUCUAAAUGUGAUGCUGUAUUUUCUAUUUAGUAAAACUUUUAACACUUCAGAAUUAUACAAGCUUGUUAUUUUAUGAAUGUGUUCUGUAUGUUUUGCUGAUUAUUCAGGUACCGCAUCACUAAACGUGGUAGUAGCACACAAGCACAAUGGUACUGCUUGGCAAAGCAAGAUCUGUUCUUUUCCCCCAUUUAAUUAAGAUCCCUGGGGUUAGCAACACAUUUUGGCACUUUGAACUACGUGGUACGUAGUUUUAAGCCUAAAUAAGCACUAAAUGAACUGUAUAAAUGACUUGUAAAAGCAACGGAGGAAAAAAGUUGUAAAUAAGA
Melanotaenia boesemani (Boeseman's rainbowfish) is the source of this 2669-nucleotide messenger RNA. RefSeq names its product spartin a (gene sparta). Gene Ontology annotation, cellular component: plasma membrane. Bases 354 to 2180 code for a protein of 608 amino acids. NCBI's taxonomy places the organism in Eukaryota, Metazoa, Chordata, Actinopteri, Atheriniformes, Melanotaeniidae. Gene Ontology annotation, biological process: cell division; negative regulation of BMP signaling pathway. The transcript has 9 exons. The record is from RefSeq and is a predicted model, not a curated record.